This is a messenger RNA of Manis javanica (Malayan pangolin), 1317 nucleotides long. It is a transcript of the gene ZNRF1, whose product is annotated as zinc and ring finger 1. The record is from RefSeq and is a predicted model, not a curated record. Gene Ontology annotation, biological process: protein K48-linked ubiquitination; proteasome-mediated ubiquitin-dependent protein catabolic process. Gene Ontology annotation, cellular component: intracellular membrane-bounded organelle; cytoplasm; membrane. NCBI's taxonomy places the organism in Eukaryota, Metazoa, Chordata, Mammalia, Pholidota, Manidae. Gene Ontology annotation, molecular function: ubiquitin protein ligase activity.
CGCCGAGCCCGCUCCGGACUGCGCCUCUUUGGACCUUGAGGGGAAACAUGCGUUUGGCUUGGAUCGUUUUAAAUUCUUAGUUUGGGAUCCCCGCCUGCCUGCCUCUUCCGCCCCGCGGGGUUUCUUUUUUCCUUUUCUUUUCCUGUUCUUUUUUUUUUCUUCUCCUUUUUCCCCUCCCGGUCUCCUUUUUGACUCCCUCGCCAUUUAUGCUCGCCCAACCCUCCCCCCGCUGCUGAGAGGUGGGGGAGGGUCUCGGCCUCCAGGUUCCCGCCCCACCGGGCCCGGGCGAGCAUGGGGGGCAAGCAGAGCACGGCGGCCCGCUCCCGGGGCCCCUUUCCGGGGGUCUCCACCGAUGACAGCGCCGUACCCCCGCCGGGAGGGGCGCCCCACUUUGGCCACUACCGGACGGGCGGCGGGGCCAUGGGGCUGCGCAGCCGCUCGGUCAGCUCGGUGGCGGGCAUGGGCAUGGACCCCAGCACGGCCGGGGGAGUGCCCUUUGGCCUCUACACCGCCGCCUCCCGCGGGACCGGCGACUCCGAGAGGGCGCCCGGCGGCGGAGGGUCCACGUCCGACUCCACCUAUGCCCAUGGCAAUGGUUAUCAGGAGACGGGCGGCGGUCACCAUAGAGACGGGAUGCUGUACCUGGGCUCCCGAGCCUCGCUGGCGGAUGCUCUACCUCUGCACAUCGCACCCAGGUGGUUCAGCUCGCACAGUGGUUUCAAGUGCCCCAUUUGCUCCAAGUCUGUGGCUUCCGAUGAGAUGGAAAUGCACUUUAUAAUGUGUCUGAGCAAACCUCGCCUCUCCUACAAUGAUGACGUGCUGACUAAAGAUGCGGGUGAGUGUGUGAUCUGCCUGGAGGAGCUGCUUCAGGGGGACACGAUAGCCAGGCUGCCCUGCCUGUGCAUUUAUCACAAGAGUUGCAUAGACUCGUGGUUUGAGGUAAACAGAUCUUGUCCAGAACACCCUGCGGACUGACCCUGCUGGGCUCCCUUGCUGACUCCUCUCAAAGGGACAGCCAGCCCCCCGUCCUGAGAGGAGGCAUCGGCCACGGGCAGAGCUGAGCUGGGGACACCAGUGGGGACAGGGCACCCCUCCUGCACUGACUUCCAGAGAAUGGCUCUCCCUUGCUCCCUGAGGACACCAAAUUGGAUGAGAGCGAGUUUGAGAGAAGAAAGAGUCAACCGCUAUCCUUCCCCUCACCCCUCGUGCCAGGAGGGAAAGGGCAUUUUCUUUUUCACCUUUGAAAGGCGUUGUGGGUCUGUCUCUAUUAAGUGUUUACAAAAAAAAUUAUAAAAAAAAAACAAAAAGUCUAGUGUC